UUCGGUCAGACUUAAAAUCGAGAGAAAGAGAGGGAGAAGAAAAAGAGAGAAAAAGAGAGAAAAAGAGCUAAAAUGUAUUGUCAUCCGAGUUCCACCAUGACGCUCCGGAGGCGGGAAAGCUUCGUCUCGUCUCGGCUGUCGAACCGCAGCACGGAGCCCGAAAUCUUCACCUUCGAGCAGAUUCCCACCCAAGCCACCGCCGUGCCCUCCUUCGUGCCUAUCCGGCCCAGGAAGCGCUGCACCCGGGUCAUGUACCCCGCCAAGGUCCGCAUGCACCUCCCGCCCCCGGAGAAGAGCCCCGCCAAGCGGUGGCUGCUGCUUCUGAUUCUGGUGGUUCUGUGGCAGAUCUACACCGAGGAGCCCUGCGUCGACACGCCGCCGGGCGGCGCCCGCGGUGCGGCGGAGGACGACUCCAAUGCGGUCUCCGCCGGCCUGGUGGUUCCCGCGGCUACGAGCUCCUGCGAGGCGGACGCACCGGUGGAACCCGGGACCACGGGCGGGCAGCAGGGCGCCGGGAACAGCUACGUGGUGGCCCUGCUGGUCUACCACAGACUGGGCGCCGACAAAUAAAAGUCCGGAUGUGUUCCGUCCGAAGGAGCUGAGAGGACUCUGCGCAGCCGCGGAAGGAGCCCCGUGAGCCGGCCUGGUGUCUGCAGGCGGCCCGCUGAGCCCCCCUGAGGCCGUGGAGCCUUGAAGUGGAAAAGAACUGAAAGAACCUUGAAAGAACCUUGAAGAAACUUGAAUGGGUCAUGUAAUGACCCCCAUCCUCACUGCUGGAGAGGCCAAAUGUUUGUCUUAUUUAUUCAAUGUUAUUUGAUAUUUAUUUCUAUUAAAAAGGUCCAAAA
Molecule: messenger RNA, 845 nt
Organism: Doryrhamphus excisus (bluestripe pipefish)
Lineage: Eukaryota; Metazoa; Chordata; Actinopteri; Syngnathiformes; Syngnathidae
Source: RefSeq, a predicted model, not a curated record